AUGAGUCGCGAGAAACAAAACAUCAAUCUUUCUGAAACCACACAAAUUGUGGCUAAUCCCUCAUUACGCAAACGCAAUAGGCGUAAAUCGAGGGAACUUGACUAUACAGGACAUAAUCCGAUUAUGACGGUCAAACAACGCAAUAGACAAGCUAUAA
Messenger RNA from Paraglomus occultum, 157 nucleotides. The record is from the annotation of a GenBank genome assembly. Lineage: Eukaryota; Fungi; Glomeromycota; Glomeromycetes; Paraglomerales; Paraglomeraceae.